AGAGUCCUGAUGAUCGUGUGUAAGAGCUUGAAGUUGCAGUUAUUUCUUAUUGAAGUUGAUAUUGGUGUGGUGUCUCUAUUGCAGGCCUACAGAAGCUAUUGUGUAUGGUAGCAUGACGUGCCAUAACCGUAGCGAUGUCAAUCAGAUCUUACAUCAGGAGGACUACACCAAUGGACAGUUUGCCUUCUUCCAAUUCGGACGCGACAUAGCCAACAACGAGUAUUACCCGAACAUGGAGUGUAACUUGGAUUACAGCGCCGUUGGUGGUCGUCCGGUGAGCGUCAUCUUCCAUCCAUGUACCCUGCCUAUUGGAAAUACAUGCAGUCAGGAUUCAUUGACGGUCAGCACUGCUGCAUCCAAUCCACACACUGUGGUCUGCUCCGACGAUCCAGCUGCUGAACCAGGCGUGAUCGAUUCUGGUGCUUCCACCAUGUCCAUUAAGUUCCUCACUGACGCGAGUGGGCAGACAGUUGGAUGCGCAGGAUUCAUGUGGGGCGUCCCUCCGUCCUAAACUACUUCAGUAGAGAGGCUCAAAAGGCAUCGUGCAAACCUGCCACUACACGGAGCACCGAGGCAUCCUGUCUCAAUCACCAUGCAAAGCUGAAUCAUGUUGUUUGCAUUUGUAUAGAAGCAUCAUAAUUGACACAUUUAGAACCAAAAUAUUCUUUCCAACCAAUCUGUGUACCUUUCAUUCCAGCCUCCGCCCUAACUCCUCUUUUUAUUCCAUGGAUACGUACAAUUUAUGUAUACACAAUCCCAGUAGCAUGCAUGACAUAAACAUACAAUCAUGUAUUAUGAUGUAAUCAUGUAGCGUGUAUUAUGAUGUACUUCGAGUAUGCAUCUUGUUCUUUCUUUAACAUGUAGCGAACAUGAUUGCCCCUGGAUUGCUCCUGAAUUUUUGUCACUGUGCCUUUGAAAUUCUAAUAUACGGGUAGAUGUACCGGUAUUGUAGUAUACAUGUUUGUCUUCCAAGGCACGUUUGAUGGUAAUUCAUGUACAGUACUUUGUAUUUGCAUCCCAGUCACUGAGUGAAAACUAUACUUUUGCAUUCCAUAUUUCCUCCUUUCGCUUUGCAAGCAAUAAUUAUACUUGAUGUUUCUUUCAUUUGAUUCCGUUCAGCAAUCUGAUCUGAUGAAGAAUACCUGUAUGUAGUACUGGUGA
Molecule: messenger RNA, 1161 nt
Organism: Sycon ciliatum
Lineage: Eukaryota; Metazoa; Porifera; Calcarea; Leucosolenida; Sycettidae
Exons: 2
Coding region: 113-511 (132 amino acids)
Source: RefSeq, a predicted model, not a curated record